GGGUUCUUAGGAGUUUCCUCCAUUUCUCCUUCUGGGUCUGCUGUUUCUGGGUCUGCUGCUGUUACUCCAGAGUCAUCCUCGUCUGAUGAGUCCUCUGACGGGGCCAUGACAUCGGUCCUGAAUCUUCCAGCAUGCAGCUUCACUGGAUGACCUCUGUUUUUUGCUGUUAUCCACUGGAUUCAAGCGUCCAUGGCUAUUUUGAGUGUAAUAGGGUCCAGCUCGAUGGUUGGCUAUGCGAUGUUCCAGAACACAGCCAGAUCCCCCGAGGGCCGGCCUUUGUUCUACCUGAACCUCUCGAAUCUCUUUUUGGGCCUGAGCUGGCUGGUCGGGGCUCUCCUGUUCAGCAGAGAGGCUGCUAAGCCCAAGAACCAGGAGGCGGCCUCUUGCUACAACCUGCAAACCACCGGACAGAUCUUCUAUGUUGCGUCUUUUCUGUACACUGUCAAUUACACCUGGUAUCUUUACAUGGACUUGAAGAUGAAAUAUAACCAGAAUCUACAAAACCGGCCACCUCAGAUUUUAAGCUACACAAAUCACAUUGGCCGAACAGCAAUCAUUUUGUGUAGUUUAAUUCCUCUCUUAUUAAUGGCUCCCGUGUUUGGGCUGGGCAACAGUUUCGAAUGUUAUCAAAAUGUCACCGCAGAGCACGGGUGCCUCAUGAUGAACGUGGAGGUCAACGCCCAGCAGCCUACCUGCUAUGCGAUGUAUUUGUAUGGCGCUGGAGUCUUCUUCAUCUCAUUCCUGGCCAGCUUCGUCGCUGUCUUGGUCUUGCUCAUUCGAGCCAGAGCGUUGUACAAGAGGUUUGUGAACUCGACUGGCUACCUGGGUGACCAGGAGUGGGCAGUGAUAAAGGUGGUCAAGCAAGGUGUGGUUUUGUACCCCGUGGUGUUUUUUUGCUGCUGGGGCCCAGCCUUUAUCCUUGGAAUUAUCAACCUGGUGCAUUUGGAUCAUACGGUUGUGUACAUGGCAUUUUGUGUUUUAGAGGCCCUGACAGCAUCCUCCCAGGGUUUCCUGAACUGUGCCGUUUACUGCUGGACCCAGCACGUGUUCCGUCGGCUGAAGCGCAAGGCCUGCCGAGACGGCGAAACGCAGACACCACUCCUGCGCUCCCAGAAGAGGUUCUACGGAAGCGUGCUCCACGCUGCCCCUUACCAGGCUGAGGCCAAGCCCGCUUCCACCUCCACGGUGCUAUGAACAAGAGUAUGUUUUGAGGCCCAGCCAGCCUCUCUGCCAGAGCACUUGAAACUCUCAUCCUCCCAUGCCUUUGACACCCACCAGGCCCCUUUCUGCAACUUGGGACACGGCACGGUUGGCAGCCCACUGGGGCCCGUCAGAUCCCCUUUGUGCCCCUAUACAUGAAGAGCCAGGGAUUCUCUCUAGCCCAUAGUUGUGCACAAUAAAUGAGGCACUCAUCAAGUGGCCUGCCCGUGACCACGAGAUGGGGGCCAACAGAUCCUCGCAUGCCCGCAUGCCCAGAGCUUUUGGUGGAGCCAGAUAAUGGAAACUUUAGUCGUGUGAGCAAGAUGAACUCUACAUUUAACUGAUGGUCAUUAUUUAUAUUUAUUUUUGGAGCCUGGGGGUUGCUUCUUUUAAUUCUGUAAUGGAUUCUGUAUGGGAGGAUUUCCCAGAAUUGCAAGGAAUUGGGUGCAGUGUGUUGCUGAAACCCAGUGUGACAACGCCCGCCUUGCGAGGGUGACCAUUUCAGAGCUGGUUGCUUAUUUGUUGCUUCCUGUUUUCAGAAAGACCAAAAGGGGGCAU
Messenger RNA from Rhineura floridana, 1758 nucleotides. It is a transcript of the gene TMEM116, whose product is annotated as transmembrane protein 116. Gene Ontology annotation, biological process: adenylate cyclase-activating G protein-coupled receptor signaling pathway. Gene Ontology annotation, molecular function: G protein-coupled receptor activity. NCBI's taxonomy places the organism in Eukaryota, Metazoa, Chordata, Lepidosauria, Squamata, Rhineuridae. Bases 190 to 1194 code for a protein of 334 amino acids. The record is from RefSeq and is a predicted model, not a curated record. Gene Ontology annotation, cellular component: plasma membrane. The transcript has 11 exons.